AUGGGCGUGGCGACGGUGACAGAGCUGAAGCAGAGCAUCUCCGGGAAGAGGACAUUCCGGCCGAGCCUCAUCAGCCGCCACGCCAAUGAGUGGCCUCCGACUGACGUCUCCAGCGACCUCACCGUCGAGGUCGGCACCUCCAGCUUCGCGCUCCACAAGCUGUUCGCGCAGUUCCCGCUGGUGUCCCGGAGCGGCAAGAUCCGGCGGCUUGUCGCGGAGGCCAAGGACGCGAAGCUGGCGCGGCUCAGCCUGCACGGCACCCCGGGGGGCGCGCCGGCGUUCGAGCUCGCCGCCAAGUUCUGCUACGGCGUCCACGUGGACAUGACGGUCGCCAACGUCGCCAUGCUGCGCUGCGCCGCGCACUACCUGCAGAUCACCGACGACUUCUCCGACAAGAGCAUGGAGCUCCGCGCCGAGUCCUUCCUCCGCGACGCUGUGCUCCCCAGCAUCGCCAGCUCCGUCGCCGUGCUCCGCAGCUGCGAGGCGCUGCUCCCGGCCGCCGAGGACGUCGGCCUCGUGCCCCGCCUCAUCGCCGCCAUCGCCAGCAACGUGUGCAAGGAGCAGCUCACGUCGGGGCUGUCCAAGCUGGACCAGUGCGCGGCGCAGCUGAAGCCCGCGGCGGCGUUCGCCGACCUCGACUCGCCGGGCGACUGGUGGGGCAAGUCGGUGGCCACGUUCGGCCUCGACUUCUUCCAGCGGCUGCUGUCCGCGGUCAAGGCCAAGGGGCUCAAGCAGGAGACGGUGACCCGGAUCCUCAUCAACUACGCGCAGAACUCGCUGCACGGGCUCAUGGCCAGGGACGUGCACAGAUGCGGCGGCGGCGGUGGCGCGGACGCUGACGCCGUCAAGAAGCAGCGCGCCGUCGUGGAGGCCAUCGUGGGCCUGCUCCCGGCGCAGUCCAAGAAGAGCCCCGUGCCGAUGGCCUUCCUCUCGGGGCUCCUCAAGACGGCGAUGUCGGUGUCCGCGUCCAGCAUCUGCAGGGCCGACCUGGAGAAGCGGAUCGGCAUGCAGCUGGACCAGGCCAUCCUGGAGGACAUACUCAUCGCCGCUGGCUCGGGCGCGGGCGCGGCCACGCCGGCCGGGCACGGGCAGCAGCACGCGCUGUACGACACGGACGUGGUGGCGCGCAUCUUCUCGGUGUUCCUCAACCUCGACGACGACCACAACGAGGAGGACGCCGGGUUCGACUACGACAGCCCGCGGUCGCCCAAGCAGAGCCUCCUGGUGAAGGCCGCCAAGCUGCUGGACAGCUACCUCGCGGAGGUGGCGCUCGACUCCAACAUCCUCCCGUCCAAGUUCAUCUCCCUCGCCGAGCUGCUCCCGAACCACGCUCGCGUCGUCACCGACGGCCUCUACCGCGCCGUCGACAUCUUCCUCAAGGUGCACCCGAACAUCAAGGAGGCGGAGCGGUACCGGCUGUGCAAGGCGAUCGACUGCCAGCGUCUGACGCCUGACGCGUGCAGUCACGCGGCGCAGAACGAGCGGCUCCCGGUGCAGAUGGCGGUGCAGGUGCUCUACUUCGAGCAGCUGCGGCUGCGGAGCGCGAUCCAGUCCGGGGGCGGCAGCAUGGGCGGGCACGACGCGGCGCUCUUCUUCGGGUGCGCCGCGGCCGCCACGUCGGUGCAGGGCAGCGUGAACAUGCGCUCAGGCAGCGGCGUGGGCAGCGGCGCCAUGUCGCCGCGGGACAACUACGCGUCGGUGCGGCGGGAGAACCGGGAGCUCAAGCUGGAGGUGGCGCGGAUGCGGAUGCGGCUCACGGACCUAGAGAAGGACCACGUGAGCAUGAAGCAGGAGCUGGUGCGGGUCGGCCCCGCCAACCGCCUACUCCGGGGCUUCGCGCGCAGCCUCAGCAGGCUCUUCCGCAUGCGCCCCGCCGCCGAGCCCGGGCUGCAGCAGCUCGGCGCCAAGGUCACCGCCGACGCCAAGGUGCUCUUCCAGCGCCGCCGCCGCCACUCCAUCUCAUGA
Messenger RNA from Miscanthus lutarioriparius, 1965 nucleotides. NCBI's taxonomy places the organism in Eukaryota, Viridiplantae, Streptophyta, Magnoliopsida, Poales, Poaceae. The record is from the annotation of a GenBank genome assembly.